CUGCCUCGGACCGGUUUGGCACGGAGGGGGAGAAGUCAAAACAGACGGACUUCCCACACAUAGAGUCUCGCGGUUUUAAUCCGGUUCAACACAACGUUUGAUUGACCACAACAGAGUAAUUUGAUUUUAUUCAAAAAAUACAGACAAACCUUGUCUCGCGCGCCCUGUGGGAAUCUGCGCGAGCUGUUUUGUUUAUCCCCCUCCACCAAUCAGCGCGAGGCGAAGCUGUGGCGAGGCCACGCCCCCUGUUCCCUGUUUGUUCUCGGAGCUGCUGGAACAUUUUGUUAGUGAAGCUCGCGAGUUUCGUCCGAAUACCGGGAACCUUUUAGAAGAAAGAAAAAGAGAAAGGAACGACGGCCAGUUUAAUAGUCCACAGUUAAAGUAAUGAAAGAUAAACACGCACCAUGCCUACUUUCAACAAAAAAAAAGAAGAAGUUAUGGAAAUUUGCAACGGGAAGAAGAGGAGAAAGGUAAGCGGGGGUGUGCGAGACUGCAGAAGGAGUGUGGUCGGGAAGAUGAGGCGAGCCGCUGGGAAAGUCCUCCGCUCGCUCUUGGUGGAAAACAACAACCACCACACCGAGUCCAUGGAGGAAGACGAUGAUUAUUUCUGUGUCAGCUUCCUGCGGAAUGGGCGCAUGAAGCCCGGCUCGGCGGUGUCCCCCCGGUACAACCUGCUCCGGGAGGUCGGCCGGGGAAGCUACGGGGUGGUGUACGAGGCUGUAUCCCGAAAAACGGGAGCCACAGUGGCGGUGAAGAGACUCCAGUGCGACGCACCAGAGAACGUGGAGCUGGCUCUGUCCGAGUUCUGGGCCCUAACGAGCCUGGAGAACCGACACCAGAACGUGGUGCAGCUGGAGGAGUGUGUCCUGCAGAGAAGUGGUCUGGCCCAGAAGAUGAGUCACGGCAACAAGAGGUCCAAGCAGUACCUGCGUCUGGUGGAGACGUCACUCAAAGGGGAGCGGAUCCUGGGUUACCCGGAGGGGCCGUGUUACCUCUGGUUCGUCAUGGAGUUCUGUGAGGGUGGAGACCUCAACCAGUACAUCUUGUCCCGCCGGCCCGAUCCCCAGACUAACUGCAGCUUUAUGCGUCAGUUGACGAGUGCCGUAGCGUUUCUGCACAAGAACAACAUCGUCCACCGCGACCUGAAGCCAGACAACAUUCUCAUCUCACAGAAAUCUGGUACACCAGUUCUCAAAGUUGCCGACUUUGGCCUCAGUAAAGUUUGUGCCGGUCUAAAGCGCAAUAUCAGUGAAGAGCACCCGGCAACAGGAGCAGCUGGCAGAGGCAGCAACCAGAACAACAUCAACAACAUAAACAAGUACUGGUUGUCAUCAGCUUGUGGCUCAGACUUCUACAUGGCCCCCGAGGUGUGGGAGGGUCACUACACGGCCAAAGCUGAUAUCUUCGCCCUGGGCAUCAUCAUCUGGGCAAUGCUUGAGCGGAUCACAUUCAUCGAUGCAGAGUCCAAGCGUGAGCUGCUGGGCACCUACAUACGGCAGGGCACAGAGAUUGUACCUGUUGGUGAGGCUCUGUUGGAGAACCCUAAGAUGGUUCUUCACAUCCCUCAGAGAGCCAGAAGCUCCAUGUCUGAGGACGUGAAGAAACUGCUCCAGGACAUGCUCGCGGUCAACCCUCAGGACAGACCAGACGCCUUCCAGCUGGAGGUGCGGAUGGACCAGGUCACGUGUGCAGCGUGACGGCCACCACCUUUUCCAACUUCUCUUUAUUUUUUUGUAACUCUAACCAGUCAACGAAGGGACCUCUUUGUUUCCCAGCUUUGUUUACUACAUAGACCUGGACGCCGAUGGAAAAAGGGCCUCUAACAACAAACUGAACUGUGGGAAGUGACGGUUGAACUGAUCCACCUCUGAUCACCGUCACCAUGGAGCUCUGUGGAGCUUAAACUGAGGAGAAUUUCAGUAUCUGUGAGACUUUGUGAUGUUUUUUUUUGAGGAGAGACCUGCUCUUACCGGUCACUCUUACUGGCAAAGGUCACACGACUGGAUUGUGUCAGUGUCAUUGUGACGAUGGUGGGAAGAGCAGACGACACUUCACUGCUCCGUACAACCUUGUGCCUUAAAACACGACUCUCAAGUGCGAAUGGAUGUUAUGUGUAACAGUGGAAGCACAUGUAAUAAGACACCCCGUAAUAAGACACCCCGAAAGAGUUUGAAACUGCUUUUCCUAGAGAAACAAGCAGUUGACCAACAGACGCUUUGGUUUUCAGUGAUGUCACACUUUUUAAAUAAUACCCAACCAGUGAUGCAAUGAUGUCAGGUUACAAUGUGACUGUGUGGUGACUUUCCACAUUUGUUCAUGUCAAGAAAAUGUUACAAGGACGUUUCACGACACCAGGCAGAGGCAGAAUGAAUGUGAAUCAUCUUUAUUUAGUGUGGAAGGGGGCACUGAAAGAAUCCAUGCCUCAGAAGUGUUAAGUGUCACCAUACAUCAGUCGUAUUGUUUCCGUUGAAUCCAAAGAGAGUAUCUGAUGGACAAAUCUGUCUGUCAUCACUGCAAAGCUUACAAUAAACAUUUUUCUUUUUUUACUUAAGUUCAUACUACAUGAUUUUUAUUCGGAUGCCAAAGAGUUUUGCAACUUGUGAGCAAUCGCCCCCUAAACUCUGAGAUAUUUGAAAACGUGACCCACAAAGAGACACCGACACCUUUCCCAGGCAUCACAGACACCACUGAACUUUGAUCAAGUCUGUGACGCUUCCUGUCACCACGAGCAAUCAGGUGUCGACGGCUGGAACUGCUGGAAAUAAGAAAACAUGGAUUCAUCAGCGAGAGAAGACAAAGAGGAAACUGACAAAUUCACGCAUCAUUCCCGUAUCGCGUCACUUCCCACGUGUUUGUGACCACAUGUGUUUUUCGUGUGCGACCUCAACUCACAGGUCACAAGAAAGUAUGUCAUGUGAUGUAGUUUGAACCAAGAAACAACGGUGAUGAUUUGAUGUACUAACAGUUUUGCAAUGAAUGUUUUUUUUUUUUGAUUUCCUUUAAGGGAUUGGAUGAUUGUGGCAUAUGAGAACGACCUGUAGAAAGAGUUUCUGUUUGUUGUGUUAUGAAUAACGGGUGUCUCUGUGGGAACAGUGACACCACAGCAGUACUGAGCCGCCUUUGCCUGUAUCUUUGCUGAGUAUCUCAUUCAAGAACACUCACAGGAAAUUUGAAGAUUUACCAGCUGGAAAUAAUCCCUGAAAGCAGUCACGGAGAACCCAUCCUUACUGUCCCCCUCCCUCCUCCCUGUCUUUACGGAAGCGCUUCAUAUUCUUUGCAGUGGAACACAUUCAAGCAGUGGUCACUGUGGUCAAGUAUCACAGAGGCAUUGAAGCAACGACCAUGAACAAGAACAUGAAGCUUAAAUGCACAGAAUAAUAAAAAAAACAAGUGGUAACAGGUUGUGAAGUCACAUGAGAAUCUUUUGAAGCCGAGAGAAUGACUAUUUUCCAGCACCAUGUUCCUAUUGGACACAACAGCUGUCACUCACACUGGCGUCCACUCAUGUGCUGCGUCUGUUUUACUUUAAAUGGAAAGAUAAUUUCCAAAAUCCACACUUUCUUCUAUUGAAGGAGACAUGAGACUUGCAAUCGAGGGCAUUAACUCCUCAGGGAAAUGUUUCCCAUAGUUCUUGAGUUCUUUUUGCAACCAGGUGAGCCGUCCCCUGGUGGCUUGCUGGCUUUGGGACGAAACUGGAAGACUAAGUCAUUGUUUCAGAAGGUAGUCAAAAAAAGAAAUGCUAAUCCUGGGAACGUAUACGCACAUACACAAGCUGUGUCUCCAUUCAGGGGCCCACUGUCUUUGGAGGACAGAGACGAUGAAGGCUGGCGUCCACUGUAGAGGCUGAGACAAACAGAGACGUGGUAGUUUGCGGGGGAGUUUCCCUGUUGUGCACACAUCACGAAUGCAUACGUUCAUACUUUUAAAGCCUUUACGUGUAUUGCUGCGUACAUACUGCAGUAUUUCAUUUUUGAGAGUAUCGCGACAGCCCUACUCCCAUGUACAUUUUUUCAACUGAUGUGAAGCCUGGCACUUCUAUUUAAAAGUGUGCAUUAUUUUUGUCCUUUUAAACCAUUCUUCUCUGGAGUGUAAUGAAUCCUGGGAUAGGUCAGACUUAAGGAUCCACCAGUUGGAGGAGCCUUUUCGAACUGAGUCGCUUCAAAUGCAGCCCUGGAAAGAGGCGGGCCCUGAACUGAGACACAGCUACACAUGUAUACAUACAGUACACACUUGCAUAUGUAUAUAUAUACACAGUAUAUAUAGUGUUCAGUCUCCAGCACAGAUGAGGGGAAUGACCAAACCUUUAGGUUUCACAGUCUCGUGUAGCAUCUGGGUCGUAGUAGUAAUAGCAGAACUUGAGGCGUUGAAUAGUGUGGUCCUACCUCAUCCUCAGCACCGUGACAGUCUCAGUGUAACUUUGUCUUACUUUUACUUGAGUAGGAUAGAUAUUUUUGUUUUUUAUUUUAUUUUAUUUCAUUUUUUUUGUACCUCAAAACUCUUCAGACCUGAACCAGCCUCUGACUUACUUGACUCUGUGUGCUUAUGCUAACGUAGCUUCAUGAGAAACAUGCAGGUUCUCCCCCUUUCACACGCAGCACCUGCUGACAUUGAAACAUUUAAACAUUUAAACGUGUGUUUCUUUCACUCUCUUUCGCUCUGUCGCUGACGGUAUUACACAGCUGGUCCGACGAACAGCUGCAGCUUCCAUUUGGUUGUGACACUGUCGUUGCUGGAGGGUAAAUUCAGCGUGUGUCAUCGAUCUGAUGAGCAUAUAUUAUUAUUAUUAUAUACAUGAAGCGGUGCAAGAAAACCAUACGUAGCUUCCUUGUAAGUUACCUCUGGCUCCCUUUGCUGAUUUUAACAGUGUGGGUUUUUAGUGUGGAAUAGUCGGUAUAUAGGAGCUGCAGUUUUUGAAAUCUAACCUCCUAUGUCGGUGUACACGUCUCUUUAAGCCUCGAUGCUAACAUGGCUAAAUGACUGUAUAUCUCCAGAGUCAUCACUUGUUGUCCACUCACUGUACUUUUCACUCGUACUUUAUUCCACUUGAAAACACUUUUACACUAUGCAAACUGUUUCCCUGCAAGCACUGUUUAGAGCCAAGCCCCUCUGCGACAGUUGUGUGAUAACCUUUUUUUAGUGUAUAUUUUCCAGUGUUGAGUUUCUUCUGAAAUGUUGUUUUUUCCGCUGCUUUUUUGGAUAAGACGCGGACAGCAGCCGGUAGGUGUUUUGGAGAGGCAUUAAACAAUCAUGUUUUGUUGUUGUAAAUAUGUUUGACAAACUUUUCUUGGAAUAAACGAUCAAAACUAUAACUUUCUCUGUUA
This is a messenger RNA of Solea solea (common sole), 5321 nucleotides long. RefSeq names its product serine/threonine kinase 35 (gene stk35). Gene Ontology annotation, biological process: positive regulation of autophagy; axon extension; autophagosome organization. The record is from RefSeq and is a predicted model, not a curated record. Gene Ontology annotation, cellular component: cytoplasm; autophagosome. Gene Ontology annotation, molecular function: protein serine/threonine kinase activity; ATP binding. The transcript is spliced from 3 exons. Bases 405 to 1697 code for a protein of 430 amino acids. NCBI's taxonomy places the organism in Eukaryota, Metazoa, Chordata, Actinopteri, Pleuronectiformes, Soleidae.